Molecule: messenger RNA, 810 nt
Organism: Salvia splendens (bonfire salvia)
Lineage: Eukaryota; Viridiplantae; Streptophyta; Magnoliopsida; Lamiales; Lamiaceae
Product: putative invertase inhibitor
Exons: 1
Coding region: 83-643 (186 amino acids)
Molecular function (GO): enzyme inhibitor activity
Source: RefSeq, a predicted model, not a curated record
CUCCCCAUAUAUAAACACCAUUCCUCACGAAUAUAACACCUUCUACAAUAAUUAAACAAGCAAAAUCAAAGGCAAAAAAAAAAUGAAAAUGAUGAACCCCUCUUUUUCAAUCAUCUUCAUCUUCUCAAUAUCCAUCACCAUCCACCUCUCCUCCUCCUCGAGCCUCCUCAUCAACACUACCUGCGAAUCCAUGGCGUCCGACAGCCCCAACAUAAAGUACGGCUUCUGCGCGACGUCCCUGCAGGCGGCCCCGGCCAGCAGCUGCGCGUCGACGCGGGGGCUGGCCACCAUCGCCAUCCGCGCCCUGCGAUACAACGUGACCGACACGCGCUGCUUCAUCAAGCAGUUACUGAAGAGGCGGAGCUGGGACGCCUACGUGAGGCAGUGCCUCGGCGACUGCUUCGACCUCUACUCCGACGCCAUCCCCACCGUCAAGCAGGCCAUGAGGUCCUACAACGAGAGGCGCUUCGACGACGCCAACGUCCAGCUAAGCUCCGUCAUGGACGCCGCCACCACCUGCGAGGACAGUUUUACAGAUGGUGACGGCGUCGUUUCGCCUCUCACGAAGCGGAAUGCAGAUGCUUUCCAGAUCGGGGCGAUGGCGCUGUCUGUCGUCGGUAUGAUUCGGACGGGAUCGGCCUGAGUUUUCGUCUUCCCUUAUCUGUGUUUAUGUAUUGCUUUUGUUUAUGUUCGAUCAUGUUAUUACCUUGAUGUGAAAAAGACACGAUUUGUGUACUAAUUUGCAAACUGUGUACUCCUUCCAAUCCCCAUUAAAUAUCUUAUAGGAGUAUUUCUUUAUUUACAUUUUUA